CACUAACCUACCUGUCAUGCGGUCAUAAAAGCGGACACAUGAUGAGAUCGUGCAUUCAUCCCACCUGACACAGCCUCUCCCUGCACUCCGUGGACAAAACUCCUGUUUCCUCUCUGCACAGCUUGUCUCACAUACCACACAGCGAGUCCGGCCUCAGAAAAGUUGCCUGUGACUUCAGCUUUCGUCUUCGAGGAACACAGCUUCACGACAGGGGGAUGAAUAAAAUAACUACCCAAAAGAAUUAACCACCCGAUUAAACUACACGAAUGAACUAACUACCUGAAACAAGAAGACAGCAGAGGGAAGAAAAAAAUAGGUCUGAUUACUCAUUCACUACAGAAUCUGCUCACAAGCGCGUUCACGGAGUCCUCGCCUAACAUGAAGAUCAGAAUGUAUCUCGCGCUUGGUAUCCUUCUCUCCAUGGCUCACAUGAUACUGCCAGCAACUGCCUGUACCCAGGGUAGUGACUGCUUACUGCCCGACUGCUUCUGCUCAACAUUCGACCAUCCAGAUUUCACGGAUGUCAAGGACAUUCCACAAAUGGUCUACUUCGGAUUUGAUGAUGCUCUGACCACUGAGGUUGACCGCUUCUACCAGCAGGUGUUCACAAAUACCCGGCUAAAUCCAAACGGCUGUCCAAUCACUAUGUCCCUGUACGUGCAAAAUCAGUACACCGAUUAUUCAUUGGUGGAGAAGCACUUCCAACGUGGCGACGAGAUCGGGUCCCACAGUGUAAAUCAUAUUAACGUGGACACCGCGGAGCUACUGCAGUUUGAGGCUGGACAGCAAAAGGAGAAUCUCAUCAAUAACGGCCAUGUUGCCAGAGACCAGGUGGUGGGUUGGCGAAGUCCCAACCUGCAGACAGCAGGCGACGCGCAGCCGGACGUGCUGAAGGCUCUGAACUACACCUACGACAUCUCGCUCACCUACGUCCGGCAGAGCAACAAUCGUAUACCCUGGCCCUACACCCUGGACUUCGGCUACCCGUACACGUGUUCCAUCCCUUCCUGUCCAGGUGCGCAGGUCAGCCACCCGGGGUUCUGGGAGAUACCAGUGUUCUCACUGUUGGAUUCUGAGAGUGGGUUCCCUUGCGCCUACGUGGACAGCUGUCGUCCGAGCAGCGAAAACGCGGCCUUUAACUACCUGUGGAGCAACUUUGAAAAGGUGUACAACGACAACCGAGCUCCCUUCGGGCUCAACAUGCACGCAGCGUGGUUUUUCUUUGAUGAUUACAUCAAAGCUACUCAUACUUUCGUCGAAAGACUUUUGCAGUUAGAUGACGUGUACAUAAUCUCGGGCAAGAAAGUUCUGGACUGGAUGCGUAACCCAGUCAAGGUAUCAGAAAUUCCCACAAAAAUGCCCUCCUGGGGAUGCUCAAACCCAGUUCCAAGAUCAUCAGCUUUGCAACGCACAACCAAACUCAGCAAUCUAGUUCCCUCCACGACCCCCGUAGUGACGAGCACCGCUGGCCCAGCUACAACAACAGAGGGGAACGGGAAGGCUAGGACAGCGGCAACAACACCGCUUCCAGUUGACGUCCCCGUCGGCAACGACUCCUGCGUGCAGGGAGUUAACUGCGUCCUGCCAUCUUGCCAGUGCCGCUCUGUUGAUCCUCCAGGCCAACUGAGCCCCGACAACACCCCUCAGAUCGUCUACUUCACUGUCAGCGGCCGGGUUGACGUUCUGACUUACCAGCCUCUCCUCAAACUGCUGGGCAACGGGCAGAACCCCAACAACUGCUCCGUCAGCUCCACGGUGUUUGUGCCCACCACGGGUAAUUCCAUCCCCUAUCUACAAGGUCUGCUCAGCCGCCGACACGAGGUUGCAAUGUACGGCAAGGAGGGUUAUAAAUACACGCCCACGCCGUCUGUCGAAGAGCAGGUGGCGGAGCAGUUGAUGCAGUUUGCGGCUCAGACCAGUGACAUCCAGUUGAAGCCCAACGACGGAGCCGUGAACCGUGGCUGGAGAAGUCCUUUAGACAGUGUUUUAAAUGACGAGUUGCUCACUGCCUUGGUAAAAGGAGGAGUCCAGUAUGACAGCUCAGUGACCAUUGGCCGCAGCAGACCAUACAAAGACCUCCUCCCCUGGCCUUACACCCUGGACUUUGGCUUUCAAGAUGUCUGUUCCGGCAGCCAGAACCAGUGUCCUGUCAAAAGACAUCCGGGUCUCUGGGAAGUUCCAAUCGUUCCAAUGGUGGACACAAAACAAGAGUACACCUGCACUUUCGUAGAUGCCUGCACAUUUAACCGACCCAGCUUGGCAGAGGAAACUCAUAAGUACUUGCUAAACAACUUCGACUUUAACUACAACCACAACCGAGCUCCGUUUGGCAUCAAUAUUCGUCGAGACUGGCUGAGUCAUCCAUACGCUGAGAACCUCAUGGGCCUGGAAAUGUUCCUUAACACAAUUUUGAAGGAACGACCUGAUACUUAUGUCAUGUCGAUCGAAAAAAUGCUGGACUGGAUGCAAAAUCCCACAGGACUGGACAAAAUUAACUCUUUUCUGCCAUGGAAGUGCAGUUCAUAAUUCUUUGCUUUUAUAUGUCGAGCAAACUGCGAAAUCUGUAUUUUUUUGCAGAGGUAGCAAUAAUUAAAAUUAGAAUGUCUCAGACGAUUAAUUUUUCAUAUGUGAUCCCAAUUUUGUAAGGACCUUUUGCGACACCUGAUAUGCGCAGUCUACAGAUUCUGUAAGCCUAUAGAAAUCACGAAGAUAUAUAUUACACAUAUACUUUCAAAACAUAUCAUGAUGAAAAAAAUUUUACAGUUCAAUAUAAUUUAUAUUAUUCUGAUGUAUCCGACGCCACACACUUUCCUGGCAAAAAGAAGCAGUGUAUGUCAUAGCAAAGAAAUCCUCUUCUCUGUCUCAAUCCAAACAAUGUAUUGCAAUAGCUGCACUGCAUUAAAAGGCUAUGUAUUUCUGUCAGCAUUUGUGUGGAGAUUUAAGUCAGUCAAUCUUUUUUUUAAGGGAUUAAAGGUCCAAAUUGUUUCAUCUGUAGAGUUGUUGACCUGAGUUUUGUCCGAUAUUUUGAUCUUUUCCAAUCCCUCAAAACAUGCAAUAAAGUGUCAAAAGUAUGCAGCACAAUGA
This is a messenger RNA of Pomacea canaliculata, 3084 nucleotides long. RefSeq lists its product as uncharacterized. Lineage: Eukaryota; Metazoa; Mollusca; Gastropoda; Architaenioglossa; Ampullariidae. Gene Ontology annotation, biological process: carbohydrate metabolic process. The record is from RefSeq and is a predicted model, not a curated record.